CGUGUCUCAUCUUCCGGUGCAAGCCCUUCUCUGCUGCAACUUCUUCUCAAGCCCAGAAGCACUGCUGCUGCUGCAAGCCCUCCUCUGCCGCAAGCCCUCCUCUACCGUGAAGAUCCUCAUCCCCACAAGCCCCUUUUCAUCUGAAGAUCAUCUAACUCGAUCUAAUUCGUUGUGUGCACGAUGUCUGACUCUGACUUGUCCGAGAAUGAAAAACAUUUUAAAAAUGUUUAUGAAGGAGUCCCUGAGAAAAUUGAUGGUGAUGGCCAUGAUGACGACGGUAAAUCGGCUGAGGAUGUUUCUGAUACAGACUCAGAUUCUGCCAAUGAAAAAUACAAGGCAAUUCCUGACCUAACAGCUGAUCAAAUACGAGGCCUAAGGUUUUGUUCUUCGUUGGAUGCUCUCAAAUUUUACUCCAGCUAUGCCAAAUCUUAUGGGUUCGUGGUGAGGAAAGAUGAAGUCCGGAGAGAUGAACGAAAGAAUGUUGUAAUGAGACAGUAUGUAUGCAAUAAAGCGGGGUUAAGGGAAUCAAAAUACUUCACUAUGGUUAGGAAAAGGUCUCAUAAACCCCUUACUCGCACUAAAUGUCAGGCUAAGCUUCGGAUACGCUUGGAUUACAGGACUUCAGAAUGGAAGGUGGUGUCGUUUGUGGAGAAGCAUAACCAUGAAGUCACCCCGUCGAAAUAUAUGCAUGUCAUACCGGCUUACCGAACAUUGAGUGAAAGUGACAAAGCUCAGGUGGAUAGCCUUCAUUCGUCUGGCGUAAGAACAUGUCAUAUUGUGGGUUUCAUGACAGCGCAAAAAGGUGGAUAUUCUAGACUUGGGUUUUUGAAGGAGGAUUUGUACAAUUAUAUUAAUAGGCAGAAACAUUACAAGUUACGAGGUGGGGAUGCACGAGCUGCUAUCAGUUAUUUGAGAGGAAAGGCAGACAAUGAUGGCAUGUUUUAUUCAAAAUACACGACUACGGAGGAUAAUAAACUGAAAAAUGUUUUUUGGGCAGAUGGUUGCAGUAGAGUAGACUAUCAGUGCUUUGGUGAUGUGCUUGCUUUUGAUGCCACAUACGGGAAGACCAAAUAUAACAAUCCUCUUGUUAUUUUUUCGGGUUCUAACCGUCAUUCUCAGACGAUUAUUUUUGGUUGGGCUUUGCUGGUGGAUGAAACCAUGGAAACAUAUAAGUGGCUUUUGGAAACGUUUUUGGAAGCAAUGUCCAACAAACACCCAAAAUCAGUUAUCACAGAUGGUGAUGGAGCUAUGAGGAAGGCAAUCAAACAGGUGUUUCCAGGUGCAUCACAUCGACUAUGUGCAUGGCACUUGUACAAGAAUGCAAAAGAUAAUGUGAAGAAUAAGUUGUUCUUGACUGGCUUCUCGAAAGCAAUGUACUAUGAUUUCACUAUUGAUGAGUUUGAAGAACACUGGAAGAACUUGGUUAGUGAACACGACCUUGUGGGGAACUAAUGGGUUUUAAAUACUUAUUGCAAAAAGCGUUCCUGGGCCAAUGCAUAUCUCCGCGACCAAUUCUUCGCUGGCAUACGAACCACCUCACGAUGUGAAGCCAUCAAUUCGCGGAUAAAGCUAUAUGUUGGCAAAAAAAAUAGCAUUGUCGAGUUCAUGCACAAAAUUGAGGAAGCUAUAAGAGUAUACAGGCACAAUGAGUUGUUUGUUGAUCAUACUUCUCUUUUUUCAGAAAAUGUGUUGACCACCCCUCUUUAUAAGUUGGAGAGUGAUGCUUCAAAAUUGUUCACGCAUGAAAUUUUUAAAGAAGUACGAACCCAAAUUGAGGAUGUUGGCGGAUUAGAUAUGAUUGGUAAAAUAGUUGAUGGAGAGAUUAAGAGAUUCAAGGUACACAGGUACGGUAAGCGCAACAUUGAAUUGAAUGUUCUUUAUGACACAUCCAAAAAUGAAUUUCUAUGUGAUUGUCGGCUAUUUCAGUCUCGCGGUAUUCCAUGUUCUCAUAUCUUUUUAGCCAUGAGAAAUGAG
Lotus japonicus is the source of this 1974-nucleotide messenger RNA. RefSeq names its product protein FAR1-RELATED SEQUENCE 5-like. The record is from RefSeq and is a predicted model, not a curated record. The transcript has 2 exons. The coding region runs from base 181 to 1452 and encodes 423 amino acids. NCBI's taxonomy places the organism in Eukaryota, Viridiplantae, Streptophyta, Magnoliopsida, Fabales, Fabaceae.